Saccostrea echinata is the source of this 1116-nucleotide messenger RNA. RefSeq lists its product as uncharacterized. The record is from RefSeq and is a predicted model, not a curated record. The coding region runs from base 93 to 641 and encodes 182 amino acids. NCBI's taxonomy places the organism in Eukaryota, Metazoa, Mollusca, Bivalvia, Ostreida, Ostreidae. The transcript is spliced from 3 exons.
UGCUCAACAAGCUACCGCAAGUAAUAGUAUGCCGUAACAUUUAUGUAUCAAGUAUCACUUAGCAUUUUAAUUUUUCUUGUAAUUAAUACGAUAUGGCGAUGUUACAUGCAUGUGUUGUAUCUUGCAUUUUAGCUUCUUUACACGCGGAGGCGCAAUUUUUGCCUGUUUCAUCAAGUAGAAAUGCUUCUCCAGUAUCGGAUAGGGACAUUUUUAAUAGUUUUGAGACAAUAUUUCAACAACUGUUAAAACAAAAAUUAAGGAGAAUUGCUCCCGGGGAACCGAUUCCUGCAUUUGAUGUGGAGAUAAAACCUGUAACGACAACACGGAGUCCUCCUAAAAAUACCUGGGACUGUUCUGAUCCGAGAAUAGAAUGCCCAAGGGGGACAGAGUGCGUAGCAAUGGGAUCAUUGAGGUCACAACAAACAAACCUUUGUCCUAGAGAUUUAUCUUGUCCCUGUAUUUGCAAACGAGGCUGUCGCUUUGGAAACCAAUUUUUAUCGUCAGGACUGGAGGUCUUGAAUAAAAAGAAUUGUAGGCUGUGCCAUGAAGAUGGAAGAAUAGAAUUCGGAACCAAAAAGAAGAAAUGUAAAGAGAUGAAAAAACGAGCUUCUAAAGUUACACUACUUAGAUUCACUCCAUAGUAGUUCCUGCUUUAGUGGUGUUUCUCUAUCCGGACUAUUGUUUAUGGUGAUAAUUGUAUUUACAUAAGACGCAUGUGAUUUUUUUGAAAGAAACUCUAAGCUUACAAGCUCAUGAACAACAGCCAAGUAGGAGUACUAGUAAUAUUGCAGCAUAUAGCACAUCUCUGAGCAAACUGAAAAUUAUUUAAGCCCUUGUCAACUUUGUGUGCUUUAAUGGAAUAUAUGAAUAUGAUAUACAUGUUGUUGGAAAGAAAAUACAAUAAGUGUUAUUUCAGUUUUAAAAUGGCAUGACCUGAUACUUUUUACGUUAGUGCUUAAUAUAUACAUGUAGUCUUACGUUUAAAAAUAUAUAUAAAUAAAUACAUGUAUAAUCUAUUUGACACAAUUUACUUUUGAAUACCUUGUACGCGUGUCAUUUAAUUAAUUUACCUAGAAGUGUUAUAAAAGAGUAAAAUUUUCUUGCAAUGAAAAUGGU